AUGUGUUGUAGAAGAGUGAGUGCACCGAAGGCUGUCGCAUGUGCCAUCGAUGUCCACAGUGCAACUGCACAGACGACGGCGCUGGUGCCUGCUGUGACGGGCUGGCUGGGCUCGUGCGCCGAGCUGAAUGGCGGACUGUUUGGUCGCGUGGACGGCUUGGUGGGUGCUGUAGAAUGCCAGAAAAGCAGUGGAACCUUGCACUUGCACUUUUGGUGCUACGUACAACGUUUGCAUCAAGUUUGCACCAUGCAAGAAUUGGCCGAGAAGCUACGCGAUAAACUUGUCACGGCCGCCGAGUUCAAGCAUUUUUCGGAGGUCGUUUGUUGCGAAACGUAUCCCAAGUCUCUGACGGAAGCGGAGCUGGAGGAGCUGGAGUCCAGCUGGCCAUGCUUUCGCGAGACGGAGGAACCGGAACCUCGGUGCUGGGGAGAGUCCCGUCCAGGCAGAUUGCCUCCGGUCGUUUGGCGAGACGCUGACGCAGAUGGUUCUGACCGGGGUCGGUGGUGUGCCGAAGACUACGUCGCCGAUGCAAAAGGUUUCGAGGCAUCCUUGAACCAGGCUGUGCAACUGGCACAGAAGCAACAUCAACAUCAUAUUCAUCCAAAGGACCCGCGUAAUGGCACACGUCGAGUGCCGAAUGCUUGCCAGGCGAGUCGCAAAACACAGCAAGAAGCAGUUUGCAAGGGCGGGUUCCCAAAGGUGCAGCUGAUGAACGGCGGCGAAAGCUUGUUGCUCUGCAAAGGACUGGCUAUGGCACGGCAGCUGCCACUGGUGGGUCGGUACAGCGUCCUGUGCCGCAUCUUGAACAGGCGCAACUCGGAAUGGCUGAACGGCACGCAUAUAGGACUUUUGCUGGGCGUCGGAGGCAGCAACAGCGACGUGAAGUUGAACGAUUUGCUGCCGGUCAUCAAAGAAACCCAUGAAAGCACAUGCUCUUGCCGUUCUUGCUGCGGCACAAGUGAUUUGCGGUUGGCGGCCAGAGAAAGUGCACGGUUGCAAGCUGUGGUGUCCGGGUAUUUCGGCGGUUACUUGCAGAAGACACAGAAGCUAGGCAAGCGUGACAUGCAGGCGUGUGUACAGAAAAUGAACGACUUGCACGAAGCUAAUGCUGCACGGAGCUUGGCGAAGGGUGCAAGGCUGGUGACCGGUCGCAUGAUUACGGAUCUGGAAAUGGCUGGCACCCUCCGAGGAGCAGUCGAGUCGGUGCAUCUGGCGAUCUGUGCCAACCCGGAGGAUCCGUUGGCAGCGGAAUGUGUGCGAACAUUCCAGACCACGGUCGUGGAUGUGCGCAGCUGGAUGCAGCGGCUGGACGGAAUCAUGGCUGGGCGCGAAGUACGCGUGCGGACGCACCUCCCGCAGACGGGCCGCAGCCGCAGCGUUAAUCCACCUUGGAUGGACUUGUAUGGCUGGCGUCCGAUGCAGUGGGGGCUCGCCGGGUUGACGGCGUACGAGUUUCUGCAACUAUGGACAUGCACAAGAUUGACAGCCCCACGGAGUACUUCUGGCAGCGGAAAGACGAUAUGGACUGAAGCAGGCUCUGUCAGCUAG
Messenger RNA from Symbiodinium sp. CCMP2592, 1548 nucleotides. Lineage: Eukaryota; Dinophyceae; Suessiales; Symbiodiniaceae. The record is from the annotation of a GenBank genome assembly.